Molecule: messenger RNA, 234 nt
Organism: Aspergillus nidulans FGSC A4
Lineage: Eukaryota; Fungi; Ascomycota; Eurotiomycetes; Eurotiales; Aspergillaceae
Exons: 2
Coding region: 1-234 (77 amino acids)
Source: RefSeq, a predicted model, not a curated record
AUGGGUUGUGGAUCGAACCCUGUACUGCAAAAAGAGCGGAAAGUUACCUUGGGACCCCCAGACUUACAGGAUUUGACUCCUGCGAUAUUACGAGAAUUUUCAAGCUCAACUGAGACACUCAGCACACGGCAAGACGAUAUCGAGUGGUGCACAGCCAGAACAAUUGAGGCACAGGAUCAAGACAAGUUCUACCGGUGUUUCAACAAGAGAGCCGGUAGAGGUGUGCCAGUCUGA